Messenger RNA from Purpureocillium takamizusanense, 1119 nucleotides. It is a transcript of the gene GLY1, whose product is annotated as Low-specificity L-threonine aldolase. Gene Ontology annotation, cellular component: cytosol. The record is from RefSeq and is a predicted model, not a curated record. Gene Ontology annotation, molecular function: L-allo-threonine aldolase activity. Gene Ontology annotation, biological process: glycine biosynthetic process; L-threonine catabolic process. The transcript has a single exon. The coding region runs from base 1 to 1119 and encodes 372 amino acids. NCBI's taxonomy places the organism in Eukaryota, Fungi, Ascomycota, Sordariomycetes, Hypocreales, Ophiocordycipitaceae.
AUGACGAACUCAACCACGCCCACCAGAGCUGCAAAUGAGUUCCGCAGCGACACCUUCACGACGCCGACGGCGGCGAUGCUGGCGGCCAUGGGGAGUGCCACCUUUGGCGACGAUGUGUACCAAGAAGACCAAACUACGUCCGACUUCCAACGCGAGGUGGCCCGACUGACGGGAAUGGAGGACGCCCUGUUCGUGCUCUCUGGUACCAUGGGCAACCAAAUUGGGGUUCGUCUUCAUCUCAACCAGCCGCCUCAUUCAGUCCUGUGCGACUACCGAGCCCACGUCUACGCAGAAGAGGGCUCUGGCCUGGCCAUCUUGUCGCAGGCCAUGGUUACGCCCGUUCACCCCGCCAACGGCAUAUACAUGACGCUUGACGAUGUCAAAAAUUGGGUCACGCUGGGCGACGACAUCCACACGGCCCCUACCAGAGUCAUCAGCCUGGAGAUUACGAUAGGCGGCGUCGUCACCCCCAUAGACGAAAUACGAAAGAUUUCCGAAUUUGCGCACGCCCACGACAUCAAAGUUCACUGCGACGGGGCGCGCCUGUGGAACGCCUCCGCCGCGACAGGACACUCGCUGGCCGACUACUGUCAGUAUUUCGACAGCGUCUCCAUGUGCGUCUCCAAAGGCCUCGGGGCGCCCAUUGGCGGGGUCCUCGCAAGCACGAAGCAAAACAUCAAGCAGGCGCGGUGGCUGAGGAAACAGCAGGGUGGAGGCAUCCGCCAGGCCGGCGUCCUCACGUCCGCCGCCAUGGUCGCGCUCAAGGAAGUGUGGCCAACCAUGGCCGAGACGCACCGCAAGACGAAGAAGCUGGAGGAGGAUCUUGCGGCGCUCGGCGUAGUGCCGCAGAUUCCGGUGGACACCAACUUUUUCUUCAUUGACGCGGCGAGAUCCAAGCUGGACAUGGGCGUGCUGCUGGAGCAGUGUGAAAAGUUCAAUGUGAGGCUCAUGGAUGAGCGAAUCUCCCUACAUCAUCAGGUGAGCGAUGAGGCAAUAGAGAACCUGAAAUGCGCCAUCGCGGAAGCGGUCAGGAUCACGAAAACGCUGCCACCCGACUACGUGCCGAAGAUACGGCCGUCCGGGUAUGGAAGCACGUCUAAGAUGAACGAGUAUAGUUAA